This is a messenger RNA of Periophthalmus magnuspinnatus, 3148 nucleotides long. RefSeq names its product cAMP-dependent protein kinase type I-alpha regulatory subunit. The transcript is spliced from 11 exons. Lineage: Eukaryota; Metazoa; Chordata; Actinopteri; Gobiiformes; Gobiidae. Gene Ontology annotation, molecular function: cAMP-dependent protein kinase regulator activity. The coding region runs from base 213 to 1352 and encodes 379 amino acids. Gene Ontology annotation, cellular component: cAMP-dependent protein kinase complex. Gene Ontology annotation, biological process: regulation of protein phosphorylation. The record is from RefSeq and is a predicted model, not a curated record.
AGAGCAGGGAGCAUUGACGUCAGAGGUGGCUGCUGAUUGGCUGUUGGCUGUAUCCGGUGGGGCAGCGGUCCAAGGCUCGGCAAAAAAAUCGAAGCGAGGAGGAUCUGCAAACGGUACGCUUUGACAAAUACCAAGCCAUCCCGAGUCACAAACCAGGGACUUGGCAAGAAUUUACACAUCUUUAAACAGGUCAGAAGUCACAGAGGAGCGUCAUGGCGUCUGGAAGUACGAGCAGUGAAGAGGAGCGGAGCCUGCGAGAAUGCGAGCAGUACGUGCAGAAGCACAACAUUCAGCAGCUGCUGAAGGACUGCAUUGUCCAGCUGUGCACCUCCCGGCCGGACAGGCCCAUGGCCUUUCUCCGGGAGUACUUCGAGAGGCUUGAGAAGGAGGAGGCCAAGCAGAUCCAGAGCCAGCAGAAGGCCAGCUCCCGGUCAGAUUCCCGAGAUGAAGAGGUAUCUCCGCCCAUGAACCCAGUGGUGAAGGGGCGCCGACGAAGAGGAGCUUUCAGUGCAGAGGUGUACACAGAGGAGGACGCUGCCUCCUAUGUGAGGAAGGUCAUUCCUAAAGACUACAAAACAAUGGCUGCUUUGGCCAAAGCUAUCGAAAAGAAUGUGCUCUUCUCACAUCUAGAUGACAAUGAAAGGAGUGACAUAUUUGAUGCAAUGUUUCCCGUGACCUACAUAGCAGGAGAAACUGUUAUUUUGCAGGGUGCUGAAGGUGAUAAUUUCUAUGUUAUUGAUCAAGGAGAGAUGGAUGUGUAUGUAAACAAUGAGUGGGUGACCAGUAUUGGAGAGGGUGGCAGUUUUGGAGAGCUAGCCCUGAUCUACGGUACCCCCAGAGCAGCCACAGUGAAAGCCAAGACAAACGUGAAGCUGUGGGGCAUCGACAGAGACAGUUACAGAAGAAUACUGAUGGGAAGCACUUUGAGAAAGAGGAAGAUGUAUGAAGAAUUCCUCAGGAAAGUGUCUAUUUUAGAGUCCCUUGAUAAAUGGGAGCGUUUGACAGUGGCUGAUGCAUUGGAGCCUGUCCAGUUUGAGGAUGGACAGAAGAUAGUUGUGCAGGGUGAACCUGGAGAUGAGUUCUUUAUCAUCCUAGAGGGCUCUGCUGCCGUGUUACAGCGUCGCUCUGAGAAUGAAGAGUUUGUGGAAGUGGGGAGAUUAGGGCCGUCUGACUACUUUGGUGAGAUCGCCUUACUGAUGAACCGCCCCCGUGCUGCCACAGUGGUGGCCCGCGGCCCUCUGAAGUGUGUGAAGCUGGACCGACCUCGUUUUGAGCGUGUGCUGGGCCCGUGCUCAGACAUCCUCAAGAGGAACAUCCAACAGUACAACAGCUUUGUGUCGCUGUCUGUCUGAAGGAGCCUCUUUGCACCCUUCUCCUCUAGACCCAGGGUCCAUCCGUACUCUUUGCUUUUCUCACUUUAUUCUUGGCUUUUAUCCUCAGUACUUUUCUGUUACACAGAUUCUGUUGUUGUCACUUAAGAGUGACUUCUAGCCAUUCACCAGCGCUUAUACCAGCUGCUGUACGCUUCCUUGUAGGCACAGUUACAUUACCUGUUACUUAUGUUUUGUAUGUUUUUGCUGGUUAUGAAAGGAGAGGUUUCAGGGUCUCCAUAUGAGACAGGACAAUCAAACUUUACAUGGCGCUUUUGAUGACUUUGUUUUACAUAAAGACUGCUUUAACCUUUUUAGACCUCAGUUCUAUAGAGUGUAGAGCAGGACCUAAAACUGUACAAAGCAGGAGAAUCCUUUGCAUCACACAAUGGCUUUGAUAUAUUCUGGAUGUGCUCAGUUUGUUUUGGUUGGUAAGAUUAGACAAUGAUGAACUUUUAUGCUUAGUUUGAGAGAGCUUGUACAACUGUUGAUUUUAUUGUGCAGCUACCAGGCUAGUGCCAAAUGUUGAUUAUUGUCACAAAGAGAUCGACGCAUAGCCGUGGAAGCAGUUUAGAGCUCCACACAGAAAGUGGUCCUUUACCCCCAUGUCCUCUUAAACCAGUAGAAAGACCAUACAACAACUGCCUUGAAUACUCAGAAAAAAUCUAUAUACAUGUAAAAAAGAAAAAGAAAAAAAAAAGUAUUCAACGUAUUUCAGUAUUCAAUUUUUUAGUACAUACCAAAUAUCUUGGUCACUCUUCUGCUAUGGUUUGUAAUUCAAAUGUUAUUCUAGUAUAGUCAACUAAUCAUAGUUCUAUAACAUUGUUUAUGAGAUGAUAAAUUUAUGGUUUGGAGUGAUGGUGAAGCUUAAAAAAAUAUGUUUUACUGUCUUUUGUAAACACUUAUUUUUCCAUGAAUUCUAUUUUAGGUGUCCAGUGCCACAAAGUAAAAAUAAAUGCUUCUUCUUGUUGAAUGACAAAACAGUAUGUAAUUGUAUUGUGUGAAACAUCAGGGGAUUGUUUGUUUUAAAAAUAGAUUUCAAAAGAGGAAAAUUUCAGCUAUCAAUGAAGUGAAGUCUUGGGUUUCAGGACAUCUGAAGUAUUUGUGUAUUGCUGGAGGUUGCCAGGCCGGAAAUAUUUAUUUAAAUUAGUGUUGUUGCUUAUGCCUAUUGAAAAGGUGGCGGUCUUUUCAUUGGAGUAGCUUGUAAUCUGUUCUCUAUGCUUACUUGGCAUGAUGUUUUAGGCACCCAGUCGAUUUGGGAUGAAUGGAAGCAGGACCUUUUUUUCUGUCAGAUAUUUGGGUUAGUUACUCCUUUUGGCUUAACUGCUUCAUAAUGGUGAAAUUUCUUAUUUUCAACUUUUUUACCAAACAACACUUGGGGUAAUUUGAAUUUAAUUUGGGUGCUUGUUGCAGGGUUGGUCUUUUUUAUUUUUUAUUUGGAUUCCUGUCAUACUUAGUAGUGGCACCCCUUACCCCCUUUAUUCUGACGGGUUUGUUUUCAUGUACAUAGGAACAGCAUUGUCAUCACUCUAGUCCCACCACAGUUGUUGAGAUUUGCCUUAGCUUUCCCUUACCCGGGGCAGACGGUGCUUAAGCCCAGAUCUCCAGUGAGAGCUUUGAGGGGUGUGCGGCGCGUGCUGCAGCCGUUCUGAGGACCAUUCUUUUUCUAUUCUUCUUCCCUGUAUUCAGUUUGACCUCCUGUAUGUGCAAAAUGUUUAUCUUUUUGGUAUAGAUUGUUCCAGAUGGCAGUUUAAGCAAUAAAAAGUCAAAAACUACAA